AUGUCCUCACUUUCAACUUCUAUAGUCCAAAGUCUAGACGAAGCCUCUAGAAAAGAGAUUAUGCAGUUCAUUGAAUCAGAACAAUCAAAAUCAAAGGUUCAACUGUCUAUUCAUAGUUUCACUGAUAUGUGUUUUAAAAAAUGUAAUAAAGAUAAACCAAUAAUUACAGGUUCAUUGGAUUCAAAUGAAGAAAGAUGUCUUGUCAACUGUUUAAAUAGAUUCUUAGAUACAAACAUUAAAGUGGUGGAAGCUUUACAAGCUGGACGUUAG
Hemisphaericaspora subhashii is the source of this 270-nucleotide messenger RNA. It is a transcript of the gene TIM8, whose product is annotated as protein transporter. The transcript has a single exon. The record is from RefSeq and is a predicted model, not a curated record. Lineage: Eukaryota; Fungi; Ascomycota; Pichiomycetes; Serinales; Debaryomycetaceae. The coding region runs from base 1 to 270 and encodes 89 amino acids.